AUGCCGGGGCAUAAGCCCAAAGCAGCAUUCAGUGCCAGGCGGGACGGGAGAAUACCGAGAGCGACCAACUUUGUCCAUAAGGCGAUCUGCGGGCUUUGCUUUGGUAUGCACGAUCCCCAGCGGUUCCAGGUUCCCGAAUCUCAGAUUUCAGGAUCUGCUAGGCUAUCAGAUGUGAACACUGAACAGGACAGGACAGUCACUCCUGACCCCAUAAGUGUCUCUGUUUGA
This is a messenger RNA of Aspergillus welwitschiae, 228 nucleotides long. RefSeq lists its product as uncharacterized. The transcript has 3 exons. Bases 1 to 228 code for a protein of 75 amino acids. Lineage: Eukaryota; Fungi; Ascomycota; Eurotiomycetes; Eurotiales; Aspergillaceae. The record is from RefSeq and is a predicted model, not a curated record.